Penicillium verhagenii is the source of this 1476-nucleotide messenger RNA. RefSeq names its product sugar porter family MFS transporter. Bases 1 to 1476 code for a protein of 491 amino acids. The record is from RefSeq and is a predicted model, not a curated record. The transcript has 4 exons. Gene Ontology annotation, molecular function: carbohydrate:proton symporter activity. Gene Ontology annotation, biological process: carbohydrate transport; transmembrane transport. Lineage: Eukaryota; Fungi; Ascomycota; Eurotiomycetes; Eurotiales; Aspergillaceae. Gene Ontology annotation, cellular component: membrane.
AUGGGCGCAUUCCUCUUUGGAUACGACUUAGCAUUCAUCGGCACAUCAAUCGAAUUGGCCCCAUUCCAAAGGGACUUUGGGCUAGAUGGUGCAUCUGAAUCAGUUCAGAAUGCCUUUUCAGCAAAUAUCGUAUCACUCCUACAAGCAGGUUGUUUCUUCGGUGCUUUGGCGGCAGCACCGGUAGGAGAUAAACUAGGUCGUCGACUAGCCCUGGCUAUUGGCGCCGUUGCUUUCAUCGUGGGAUCUAUCAUGCAGGUAGUCUCUGCCGGUAACAAAAACAUUAUGUUUGUUGGCAGAGUGCUUGGUGGUGUGGGUGUGGGCUUCGCUAGCAUGUUGGUACCCUUAUACACAGCUGAGUGUGCCCCGCCAAAGAUUCGGGGUCGAUUGGUUGGCGUAUAUGAGAUCGGAGUGCAAUUCGGUACCUGCUUGGGAUUUUGGAUAAAUUUCGGUGUCCAACGCAAUAUGGCACCGACUUCUGCACAGUGGAUGACGCCAUUUGCAUUGCAGCUCAUCCCGGGUGGACUACUUCUACUUGGUUUGAUAUUCAUGUCUGAAUCUCCUCGGUGGAUAGCAAAGACCCAUGGGAGAGCCCGAGCAACCGAAACACUUUCGAAGCUGCGUGGUCUUCCUGCUGACCAUCAAGCUAUUCAGGAAGAGGUAACUGAUAUCUUGGAUCAGCUUGAGAUCGAGCUUUCGGAUAGUCUUGGAAACACCCGGGCCGCAUGGAAAGAGCUCAUGGAGCCUGGACUCCGGAACCGUGUUUUCCUUGGAGUGAUGAUUAUGAUUUUCUUCCAGAUGACUGGAUCGAACAGUAUCAACUAUUACUCUCCUCGAAUUUUUAAAUCGAUUGGCCUGCAGGGCACCGAAGCAACUCUCGUAUCAACUGGGAUUUAUGGUAUAGUUCGGUUGGUAGCUGUCUUCAUUGCGAUGUUCUUCAUUGUCGACCGCUUUGGAAGGAAGUCGAUGUUGAUAUAUGGAAGUAUCAUGAGCGCGAUCUCGAUGUGGCUCAUCGGAGCGUUUGUCAAAGUUCAAAGCUCGACUACAGCCACUUCAGGCGGAUCCCUUAGCGGAACUUCUUACGCAGCGGCAGUUUUCAUCUUCGUCUUCGCUGUAUCCUUCUGCUUCAGCUGGGCCGGCGUCCCUUGGGUAAUCUGUUCUGAAAUUUACCCCUUACGUGUGCGUGGUCUCUGCAUGAGCAUUUGUGUCGCGACACAUUGGUUAUUCAAUUUUGUGAUUGCAAGAAGCACGCCAUAUAUGAUCUCAAACAUCGGAUUUGGGACGUAUUUUGUAUUUGCUGCCUGUACUACCUUGGCUGUACCUUUUGUCUGGUUUAUGAUUCCAGAGACGAAGGGCAUGAAGUUGGAAGAGGUGGAUGCUCUCUUCACGGGACGGGGGCUUAUUCCGAGAAUGAGAAACACACCUGCAGAUGCAGGAAGUAAUGAGAAGGGUGUUAUUGAGCAAGUUGAAAGCAUUUAG